UCCUAUUUAGCUUUUUAUACAUCUUGAUAUUGACAUUCUACGUAAUUGCAACUUUUAUUUCGUUUUCAUCAUUCGCUUUUUUGUAAAAUUAUUACACCUAAAAUAAAGUAUUGUAACUUUGUUCAAUUAAAAUAUAAAAAUGUCUUCAAAGCAAACAGCUAAAAAGUAUAAAUGGGCUUUGGAUUUUAACAAUAUAAAAAAUGGAGACUUGUCAUCUCCUCCGGGUUACAAUCCGUCAGUACUAGUCAACCACACUGAAGUGGUGAGAGAUCAACGACUUGUUAUUAAGAAGUCCUGGGACUUGGCGCUUGGUCCUUUGAAGCAGAUUCCGAUGAAUUUGUUCAUCAUGUACAUGUCGGGUAGUUCCAUAUCGAUAUUCCCCAUAAUGAUGGUUGGCAUGAUGCUUAUCCGACCACUUAAAGCAAUGUUUUCCACUUCAGUCACUUCCAAAAUGGCGGAAGGAGCACAAGGCAGUGGUCAGAAACUCGUAUAUUUUUUGGGAAAUAUGGCAAAUGUAGCUGUCGCAUUAUACAAAUGUCAUAGCAUGGGCUUAUUACCAACACAUGCAUCCGACUGGCUCGCAUUUGUAGAACCUCAAACACGUCUUGAGUAUUAUGGCGGUGGAGUAUCGUUUAUUUAAGUACUGGUAAAGAGUGGUUUAUAAAAUACCGUUGACAAUGCAACCAAGUAUUACACACUUUUUAAAUCGAGCAAAUCACCUAGGACUUUCCUUUAUAAAGGAGGCUCUUAAAUUCAUGUGAAGUCUUUAAUUCAAGAGAUUAAAAUGAAAUGUUCCUAAUACCGAAGAUGAGUGCAACAUUAAAAUAAUCAAACAAACAUUUACACAUGUUCGGAGAGGCAAA
This is a messenger RNA of Bactrocera dorsalis (oriental fruit fly), 863 nucleotides long. RefSeq names its product ER membrane protein complex subunit 4 (gene EMC4). The record is from RefSeq and is a predicted model, not a curated record. The coding region runs from base 140 to 640 and encodes 166 amino acids. Lineage: Eukaryota; Metazoa; Arthropoda; Insecta; Diptera; Tephritidae. The transcript has 4 exons. Gene Ontology annotation, biological process: protein folding in endoplasmic reticulum. Gene Ontology annotation, cellular component: EMC complex.